CAAACUUAAUCAGAAAACAAAAACUCAUUCAGCAAACUUAAUCCGAAAGCAUAUACGAUUAAGAUGGCUGGUCCAGUUAGCGGUGAAGUUGAGGUGAAUGUGCCUGCAAGCAAGGCGUGGAAGCUCUAUAAUUCUCUGGACCUAAUCAAGAUCACGAAAAAAGGACUCGAUCACAUUGUUGAUAAAAUUGAAGCUGAAGGUGAUGGUUCUGUUGGUACCACACUCCACUUCACCUUUCAUCCAGGGGCAUUUCCGUUUCCUUCCUACAAGGAGAAAUUCACGAAGAUUGACGACGAGAAAAUGGAGAAAGUAGUCGAGGUCGUGGAAGGAGGGUUUCUCGAGAUGGGAUUCAAAUGGUACCUCGUGAGGAUGAAUGUCAUUGCGAAAGAUGAAAAAAGUUGCAUUACUAGAAACACGAUCGAGUAUGAACUUAAUGAAGAUGCUGAUCCGAAGCUUGCUUCCGUUGUUUCGAUUGACCCACUGAUGGCUAUGAUGAACAUUGCUGCCAAUCAUUUGGUGUCCGGAGUUGAGGCCUGAAAACUCUGUUGCUUGCAUGAUGAUAAUCUAAAUAAGUAAUGUAUUUUUCCUAUAAUUCAGUGUUUCGUCGGAGAACUGCUAGCGCACUCAUUUUCACCCAGAAUAAAAUAAGUAACUUUGUUUCAUGCCAAAUAAGUGGUAUUUUAUAGAUCAUGGUAUAUGUAUAAGAAAAUAUAUAUUUCCUUC
Messenger RNA from Daucus carota subsp. sativus, 723 nucleotides. RefSeq names its product norbelladine synthase. The record is from RefSeq and is a predicted model, not a curated record. Gene Ontology annotation, biological process: defense response; abscisic acid-activated signaling pathway. Gene Ontology annotation, cellular component: nucleus; cytoplasm. Lineage: Eukaryota; Viridiplantae; Streptophyta; Magnoliopsida; Apiales; Apiaceae. The coding region runs from base 64 to 537 and encodes 157 amino acids. The transcript has 2 exons. Gene Ontology annotation, molecular function: protein phosphatase inhibitor activity; abscisic acid binding; signaling receptor activity.